Messenger RNA from Daphnia magna, 642 nucleotides. Its product is annotated as probable nuclear transport factor 2. Gene Ontology annotation, cellular component: nuclear pore central transport channel. Gene Ontology annotation, biological process: protein import into nucleus. The transcript has 3 exons. The record is from RefSeq and is a predicted model, not a curated record. Bases 183 to 569 code for a protein of 128 amino acids. NCBI's taxonomy places the organism in Eukaryota, Metazoa, Arthropoda, Branchiopoda, Diplostraca, Daphniidae.
CAGUAGUCAGUACAGCGACUACUCAGCAAAGUUCCCGAGUUGACUACACGCAGGCAACGUUUGUCCGAGUGGUGUUCGAAGUUUCGUGAAGUCCGCAGAAAAGAUUCAAUCUAGAAUUUAUCAGGGCGUCUUUUUUUUUGUGACAGCGAUUCGCGUUAGAUUCAUAUUGAUUCUCUCCACAAAUGGCCUUAAAUCCACAGUAUGAUGCCAUUGGACAAGCGUUUGCUCAGCAGUACUAUUCUACUUUCGACGAAAGAAAUUUUGGAACCUUGAUCAACUUUUACAAUGCAGAAACUUCCCUCAUGACCUUCGAAGGAAUUCAAAUACAAGGAGCUCAUAAUAUAAUGGAGAAGUUUAAUAGCUUAACUUUCCAGAAGAUUCAGCACAUCAUCACUAAAGUUGAUUGUCAGCCUAUGUUUGAUGGAGGAAUUCUAAUCAAUGUUCUGGGACAGUUGAAAACGGAUGAUGACCCACCCCAUUCAUUUUCUCAAACAUUUGUUUUGAAACCUAUUAGUGAUACAUUUUUCUUGCAACAUGAUAUUUUCAGAUUGGGAAUUCAUAGCGCCUAAUUAUCUUUGCUUGUGUGCUGCUAAUUUUUUUUCCUGCCAUUCUUUCAGGAAUACAUGAUAUAGCCUUGCUUCA